This is a messenger RNA of Solanum pennellii, 1006 nucleotides long. Its product is annotated as DNA repair RAD52-like protein 2, chloroplastic. The record is from RefSeq and is a predicted model, not a curated record. Gene Ontology annotation, biological process: double-strand break repair via homologous recombination. Bases 91 to 738 code for a protein of 215 amino acids. Gene Ontology annotation, molecular function: DNA binding. NCBI's taxonomy places the organism in Eukaryota, Viridiplantae, Streptophyta, Magnoliopsida, Solanales, Solanaceae. The transcript is spliced from 4 exons.
AUAGAAGUCUGCAAAUGCCUGUGGGCUUACAACUUUGAAGCCACGUUUACUUCUUUUCUUUUCUUUUUUUGUUUGCGAAAAAUACUCAAAAUGUUUGCGCAUUGCACAAAGUCAUCGCUGCCGGCGGCGGACGCCCACCUACCAACGCUGCGGCUCCCAAAUCCACGGCGGAGUCCGGCGGCAGAGCUUCAUUUCGGCUUCAAUAGUUUUUCUAUUAGAACAUCGAAACUGCAAGUCAAAGCUUUGGACCGGAACAGUAACAACAGUAGCACCGGUGACGGCGUCGGCGCUAGUAAGAACGCCGCUUCAUCGCCGUCAUCAUCGGUUCCGAACACGAACUACGUGGUGCCACUAGACAAGGCUUCGUCUUGCAUUACUCGUCCCUUGGCCGAGAUCCUACGUGACCUGAACAAGAGAAUUCCUGAUAACAUCAUCAAAGCUGAUAAGAAUGAUGAUCACUCCACCUUUAUCACCUGGUACCAUGCUAACCGGAUGUUGAGCUUCUACGCUCCAGGCUGGUGUGGGGAAGUACGAGAUGUCAUUUUCUCAGAUAAUGGAAGUGUGACAGUUGUUUAUCGUGUCACUAUACGCGGAUCAGAUGGAGAGGCACACCGCGAAUCAACUGGAACAGUAUCACCAGGCAAUGGACAGUACACAGAUGUGGUUGCUGCUGCUGAGGAGAUCGCAUUUUGCAGAGCAUGUGCUCGUUUCGGGCUUGGCUUGUAUCUGUAUCAUUAAUAAGAAUAGUGGACAGUUUUGAAGAUGCUGUUGAAGGAAACAUGAUGUAAUAUUUAUUAUGCGGGAUGAUGUAAAAAUAUUAUUCAUGAGGAUUGUUAGUUAUGUACUAAAAUUAUGGUCAUGGUCAUGGAGAAUUGAGGCCUCAAAAUAUGAAAAGAUAUCAGAUAUCUUCUAUUGUUCGACAGAAGUGUAUCGUAUGUAUUUGUUAGAUUGUAAUGCCUCAGUAGUUGAUACUUACUAUUUAUGUAGAAAUAACGUCCGCUGAUCA